Molecule: messenger RNA, 789 nt
Organism: Pseudophryne corroboree (corroboree frog)
Lineage: Eukaryota; Metazoa; Chordata; Amphibia; Anura; Myobatrachidae
Product: cysteine-rich secretory protein 1-like
Exons: 6
Coding region: 120-539 (139 amino acids)
Source: RefSeq, a predicted model, not a curated record
AGCCCAGGAAGUGAGGUAAUAUGGUAUGGGCAAUAUAAGCCCUAUAUUUCAGCCCCUCAGUCACUUGCACUUUGGGAGAGAACAUAGGAGCACAUUUGAACUUAGAAAAUAAAAAGGCGAUGUUUCAUCUGGUGUGCCUAUCAGCCGUGCUGGCUCUCGCCCCUGUGCAGGUCAGUAAUCUAUUGUCAACUGAUGAUCCAGCGGUACAGAAAGAAAUUCUAAACCUGAUCAAUAACUGCAGAAAAAAUGUCGACCCACCUGCUUCCAACAUGGUGAAAACGACAUGGAGGAGCGAGGCUCAGCAGAAUGCUCAUAAAGUGGCUCAAUCAUAUAUAUUUGCACACAGUGAUCAGCCUAGGAGUAAGACGUCAAUAUUCCAUUGUUGGAAAACCGUGUGCAUGGUGUCAUACACGGUCACCUGUUCCGAAGCGAUUCCUGCCUUCUGUAAUGAAAAGAAGGCUUUUGUUUAUGAAAAAGGACCCACUGAAAUUCCAAUCCUUGCCCAUGGCCUGAUAAUUUAUCCACCUGCAGUCAGUUAAAGCCGUAUUGCACUCUUAUGGACCAAGUCAAAGAUGGAUGCCAAGCUUCAUGCAAUUGUAACAAUAAUGAAAUUAUAUAACGUCUAUGCAGGUGGACCUAAUAAGAAUGAAGACAUUUAGUGAACAAUAUUUUGUGUGCAGACAACCACUACAUUAUUCUAUUGUAUAUGUGCAAUAUCCUGUUAUUCAUUGCAAUAAAUCAGAUGCUACUGUAGCUUUCACUAGUGCACAGUAGUCUCAUCAGAACAAA